UGCCCAGCACGUGGUCAGACAUGUCUGUACUGGAAAAAGCCAAACCACUUUGCUGAAGUCUGUAGAUCAAAAGCCCGAAGACAACGAUUUCACUCAUUAGAACGAGCCGGAAGCCAAGCCUCACAGACAAGCGCCGAAUCAAUAUUAUCAGCAGCAUUCCAGUCGCUUGUCUUCCAAUCAAUCACCACAGCUGGUGUCUCGCGCAGAGAGUCUAAUCGUUAUAGAGAUGAAGUGUUCGUAUCAAUUAAUCUAAACCUGCCACAGGAGACCCAAAAGAACACCAUCCUUAAAGCCAAACUUGACACCGGUGCACAGGGCAACAUACUCCCGAUGCGGCUCUAUCGUCAAAUGUAUCCGCACACCCUAGACGACCAUGGAAGUCUGAGACCAGGUUCCUUGUCAUCCUCGGAUGUUAUCCUCACUGCCUAUGGCGACUCACAAAUCAAACAUCACGUUACUGUUACCAUACCUUGUUCCUACAAAGGGGAAAACGCUCGAGCAUCCUUCUAUGUCACAGACAACCCAGGCCCAGCAAUAAUAGGCCUCCCGACUUCCACCGACUUGAAGCUGCUGACACUUAACCUUUCUAUUGAGGAAAAUGACCCCACACCCCGCAACAGUACAGUUUCCAAGGAGCAACCCAUUAAGGACAAACAGGACCUGAUCUGUCAGUAUCCCGAAUGCUUCAAUGGAGUGGGAAAGUUCCAAGGCUAA
This is a messenger RNA of Porites lobata, 714 nucleotides long. The record is from the annotation of a GenBank genome assembly. Lineage: Eukaryota; Metazoa; Cnidaria; Anthozoa; Scleractinia; Poritidae.